AAGCGAGGAAACUGGGAAACGUCAAAUAAACCGGAUUUUUACUGUUCUGAUACCGGGCAGGAGGCGCACCUUUGGCACGGUUGCCACAGGGAAGCGAAGAAGAUGGCUGCGGCUGCGUCUCUGUGUCCCUCUCUUGGUUCCUCCCUUCGCCUCCUCCUUAAUCAAGAUAACAGGGUGGUGCGUCUCCAUGGCUUCCAACGACGCAGACAGAAGCGGAAGGCCGGUGCCGCUGCGGCUGCUCUUGUGGAAGCUAGCCCUGCACCAAUCUUGCCGAGAGGCGGAGUGGCUUCUUCGUCGGAAUCCGGAAGCGGAGAUGGGGUUAGCGUUAUGGGAAGAGGGAAAGGCGACCGUUUUGCUGUCGCGAAGGGCAAGAACAAGGGUCCAAUGCAGGAAGAUCUUCAGGCGGAAGCCAGGGCAAUGGCCCGCGCCGCAAACGCCACAGUUUACAGUCCCGACCUGUUAGCUCAGAAUUAUGGAGCCCGUCCGCUCAAGGUUGUGCAGAGAACCGUACAGAUCUUCGUGGCAGUGGGUUCUUUCGCUCUCAAGCUUGUAGUGGACCAGAGGAGCGGCCGGCUGGAGGAAAACAAGCGGUUUAGGGCGGCAGAGCUGAGGGGAAUCCUCACCCGGUUGGGCCCAACAUUUGUCAAAGUGGGUCAGGGUCUAUCGACCAGACCCGAUCUUUGCCCGCCCGAGUAUAUCGAGGAGCUCUCGCAGCUUCAGGACGCUUUGCCAACUUUUCCUGAUGCUGAUGCAUUUUCCUGUAUCGAGAGAGAGUUGGGUCUCCCUCUCGAGUCCAUCUUCUCACUCAUCUCUCCGUCUCCAAUUGCUGCCGCGAGUUUGGGUCAAGUUUACAAAGCUCAACUUAGAUAUUCCGGACAAACUGUUGCUGUCAAGGUGCAAAGACCCAAUAUCGAGGAAGCAGUAGGACUUGACUUCUACCUGCUGAGAAACCUGGGCUUUCUUAUAAACAAAUACGUGGACAUUAUCACCAGUGAUGUUGUUGCACUUAUUGAUGAGUUUGCAAGAAGAGUUUAUCAGGAGCUUAACUAUGUGCAGGAAGGACAAAAUGCACGUAGAUUCAAAAAGUUAUAUGCAGAUAAGGAGGACAUACUUGUGCCAGAUGUUUUCUGGGACUACACCAGUGCAAAAGUGCUGACAAUGGAUUGGGUGGACGGAGUCAAAUUAAACGAGCAAGAAGAAAUUGAACGGCAAGGGAUGAAGCUUUUGAAUUUGGUGAAUACUGGCAUACAAUGCAGUCUCAGGCAGUUACUUGAAUUUGGAUAUUUUCAUGCAGAUCCUCAUCCUGGUAAUCUUUUGGCAACACCUGAAGGGAAACUUGCUUUCCUUGAUUUUGGGAUGAUGAGCGAGACCCCAGAAGAAGCAAGAUUUGCUAUUAUUGGCCAUGUUGUCCAUAUGGUUAAUCGGGAUUAUGAAGCUAUGGCCCGUGACUAUUACGCUUUAGACUUCUUGUCUCCUGAAGUAGAUGUUUCCCCAAUAGUGCCUGCACUGAAGAACUUCUUUGAUGAUGCUCUCAAUUCAACUGUUAGUGAGCUGAAUUUUAAGACAAUCGUGGAUGGCUUGGGAGCUGUUCUUUACCAAUAUCCAUUUGAUGUUCCAGCAUAUUAUGCAUUGAUAUUGAGGUCGCUUACAGUCCUAGAAGGAUUAGCUCUUUAUGCUGAUCCAAAUUUUAAAGUCCUUGCUGCUUCAUAUCCUUAUUUUGCUAAGAGGCUUCUUACUGAUCCAAGUCCGUACCUGAGAGAUGCAUUAAUUGAGUUGCUGUUCAAGGAUGGUAAAUUCAGGUGGAACAGGCUUGAGAACCUACUUGUACAGGGGCGUAAGGACAAAGAUUUUACUGCAAAAGAUGCCUUGCAACCGGUAUUGAAGCUGUUGUUAGGUCCUAAUGGUCAAGAUCUUAGAACUUUAGUGACUAAAGAGGCAACUCGUGUUGCUGAAGCUAUAGCAAUCGGGACAGCAUACGACACAUACAACUCCAUUCCUCAAGUUAUGAGGACUCUAAUUGCUAAUGGUAGUACAGUUAGCCCCCUUCAGAUGAGUGAAAAUGAAUUGGAAAUGAUGCUGGAACUUCGAGACCAAGUCUUCAGGAUAUGGAGCCUUCUGAGGUCUUCAAAUGAUUUUGAUCCUUCUCUUUUGCAGCCACUUUUACAGAUUCUUCAAGAACCUGAAGCUCGUGUACUUGGUGGUGUUAUAGUUCAAGGUGUAACCCAGCGUCUGGCUGCACGAUUACUGCAACAACUUCUUCGUCCUCCAACUCUUCCUGCAAAUCCAUCAUGAGAGAUGUGGGAUACUUUCAGCCCUUGAUGUCAUAUUUUUGUACAAUAUGUAUAGGAGAGUUCCCAUUCUUUUUGUUUGCUGAUUAUUUAUUCGAUGAUCUCACAUCGGGUUGGCCGAUACUUGUGUAUUGGCAUGUCUGGUGACUCUAAUCCUGAAUUAAGUUCAAGAUAUAUAAAAUCUGUUCUAAGGAACCUUGAACAGGGUUCCUUCUGAAGAACAUGGAAGCUGUUCCUUUUACCGUUUGGUUGUUUUUUAGUUCAGCCUUACCGGAUAAUGUAACACUUGGGAGUUUACCUUUC
Molecule: messenger RNA, 2591 nt
Organism: Nymphaea colorata (pocket water lily)
Lineage: Eukaryota; Viridiplantae; Streptophyta; Magnoliopsida; Nymphaeales; Nymphaeaceae
Product: protein ACTIVITY OF BC1 COMPLEX KINASE 3, chloroplastic
Exons: 7
Coding region: 103-2292 (729 amino acids)
Biological process (GO): protein phosphorylation
Molecular function (GO): protein kinase activity; ATP binding
Source: RefSeq, a predicted model, not a curated record